This is a messenger RNA of Zophobas morio, 1763 nucleotides long. RefSeq names its product limulus clotting factor C-like. The transcript has 8 exons. Gene Ontology annotation, molecular function: serine-type endopeptidase activity. Gene Ontology annotation, biological process: proteolysis. Lineage: Eukaryota; Metazoa; Arthropoda; Insecta; Coleoptera; Tenebrionidae. The record is from RefSeq and is a predicted model, not a curated record. Bases 232 to 1671 code for a protein of 479 amino acids.
UCGUAAACAAGUUUCAUAAAACAUUACAGUUCCUCCGUCACAUAAAUAUUUUGUUAAAAUGACAAAUAAAUGACCCUAAUCACAAAGCGCUGAUAACGACACUAAUUAAGUUUCAGUGCGCCUCUGAUCUUCAUUUGAGUUGUGGUACUUGUACAAUUUGGGUCCUGUAAGAAAGAACAGUGCGAGUGUGAAUCCGUCGUAGCGCUAGAAAUCGUUCUCCUUAUCUUCAUCAUGGAAACGAAAUAUUUAUUGUAUUUUCUUCUUCUCGUCCCCGCAAACGCCCAGUUGAUUUCUCCAUGUCCCAAAAUAUUCAAGUAUGAACCUCAAAGUGCGGAAAGCGACAGAUGGUACGGUACUGUUACAUUGAUUAGCGACUCCGAGUUGUCGGGAGUAUGGCUACGUUUGAUUUUCGACAAACCGUCCACACAAGUUGGAAAUUGGUUUGGCGACGUGGCCACUACUGAUAACAUCCAAUAUGUGUUAAAGAAGCCCAACUAUAAACUAGCCGCCAAUACUCCGCUUCGUAUUCGAUUUUUUGUAGUGUACAAUCCAAAUGAGAGUCCCCCACAGCUCACAAUGUUUAGGUUGAAUGCUAAAACCCUCUGCCCUGUGAAUGAAGCGACUACCGAGGCCUUUGUCAUGACGGGGCAACCGCUUACUAGUAGCAUACUUUCGACGACUAGUAUUCCUUUAUCUAACCCAGGAUCUAUAGUGGAAUCUUCCCAUGGUAAUUCUCAAGAUGAGGAUUCACCAUCAAGCAACGGAUCUGAGAUAUUUUCAGGCGACUUCCCUCUACAGUUUCCAAGUCAAAUACGACCAUCAUCCAGACCUCCACCAUCUGUGCAGAUUACCAAAAACGUUGGUUGUGGGACGGUGGCUACCAGACCAACACCAUUGAUAUCUUAUGGUCAAAAUACUAGUCAAGGUCAAUGGCCAUGGCAUGCGGCCAUCUAUCACACACAGGGUGCUCACUUUAUAUACACAUGUGGAGCUACUUUAAUAUCCGAAAAUCACGUGAUAACCGCAGCUCAUUGCGUGACUAAACCUCAAACAACUCGGCCGAUUGAUGUACAAAGACUUACCGUUUAUUUAGGUAAAUAUAGCCUGAAAAAAUUCGGACUCGGAACGCAAGAUAAAGAAAUUUCUAAUAUUUUCGUACACCCUGAAUACAACUAUACGGUUUUUUUCAAUGACAUCGCUGUUGUGAAGCUUAAGGACCCUGCUGAUAUAACUAAUUACGUACGACCUUGCUGUCUAUGGGAAGGCAGUGUUGAGCUCGAAAGUGUUAUUAACAAACUAGGCACUGUAGUUGGUUGGGGCUUUGAUGAAAAACGACAAAUUUCGGACACCUUACUGCAAACACAAAUGCCCAUAGUUUCACCUGUCACUUGCAUAUAUUCAAACCGCGACUUCUUCUCGCAAUUCACAUUUGAAAAAACUUACUGUGCCGGUUACAGAAACGGUACUACUGUUUGUAAUGGUGACUCUGGCGGCGGCAUGGUCUUUCCUAAAUCGACUACAAGUGGUCGGAACACCGUUUGGCAAAUCAGAGGAAUUAUUUCCGUCAGUGUAGCACUACAAGGAGAAGGAGUGUGCGACCCCAGACACUACAUCGUGUUUACGGACGUCGCAAAACACUUAGACUGGAUCAAACAAGUCAUGAGAAGAUAAAAUCAAAUCCGUCCUCAUUUACAAUACUCAAAUUAGUGAUAUUUAUACUAUAUUUUUUUACAAUCAAUGAGAAUAAACAUGUCUACCUUUAA